AAAGUGUUUACGAGAGAGGGUGGGGAUCGAACCUUGUCACUCCAGAUAUUGGCCUACUACUGUUUGAAAACAAGAUACGUACCUAGCUCAGUUUGUUAUAGCUACUGUAUUAAUGUAGUACAUUACUAGCUCUAUACUACUACUGUGUUAUACUUAAACAGAUUUAUAUGAAUGUUAGACAAAGACUGUUAUUCUGAUAAAGUGAUGUCCCUUGAAAGAACCGAUAGAGGCUUGAAAAACAAAAAUGAAGUUUGAUGACGUCAUUCACCAGCUUGGAGACUUUGGCAGCUACCAAAAGCGUAUGUUCUUGUUGACAUGUCUAGUGUCCGUGCCCACAGCAUUCCAUGUUUUAAUGUCAGUCUUUGUACUGGCCGUGCCAGAUCACAGAUGCGCCAUUCCAGAACUGGACAAUGACACGUACGCGAGUCAAGGUCCCUGGCAUGAUGACCUCAUCAAUCAAUCUAUCCCAUGGCUGAGUCAGAAGAACAUGUACUCCCAAUGUGAAGUGUUUGUCAAAGAUGUCACACAGAGAGACUGGAACAACACGACCAGAAAAUGUGACAAAUGGGUUUACAGCAAGGAAAUAUUUACAUCCACAUUUGUCACAGAGGUUUGUGGGAUAUAUUUACAUUCAAAUUACCUCCUGCUGAACAGUCGAGUCUGGAAUUAUUAUUUCCCCUUUUAUAUUGUUAUAUUGUUGGGCACCAUUGGUCAGUUUGCUAGUGGUCUUGCUGUAGCUUUUGUCCACUCUUAUGUUCCAUUUGUCAUCUUGAAGUUUUGUGCCACCUUCUUUGGUAGUGGACUCUACCUGGCUUCCUAUGUCAUCGGCAUGGAGCUUGUGGGCCCAAGGAAAAGAAAAUACGCUGGGAUUAUAAAGGAAUGCUUUUGGGUUCUUGGACAUUUCCUUUUGAUUGCUAUCGCCUACGGACUACGAGAUUGGAGACACUUACAGAUUGUAUUAUCAAUCCCUAACUUUUUAAUCAUCUCAUAUUUCUUAUUACUGAAUGAAUCUCCAAGAUGGCUUGUCAGCAGAAAUAGACUACAGGAAGCUUCUGAAAUAAUCAAAAUUGCUGCCAAAACCAAUAACGUUACUAUGGCGGACAAAAUGGCUAAUUUGAAAGAGAUAGAAUUGGACGGUAUUGGCGAAAAAGUCUGGCACAUGAUGACGAAUCAUGUUCUGCUUAUCCGCUGUUUGGUUAUUUUUGCCAACUGGAUUGUAGCAAGUAUGGUGUACUACGGUCUAAGUUUGAAUGUUGGCAACCUGUCUGGAGAUCUGUAUCUGAACUUCUUCCUGUCUGGUGUGGUAGAGCUGCUAUCUUACUUUCUGUGCCUGAUAUUCCUGGACAAAGCUGGCAGGAAGUUAUUACAAUGUCUCUUUAUGUUGACUGCUGGUGCAGCUUGCGUGUGUACGCUGUUUCCUGUACUGUAUGGAACUAAAGAUCUUUCCUGGAUAACCUUGGUGCUGUCCCUUGUUGGUAAAUUCGGCUCUUCGGCUGCGUUUGCUAUCAUCUAUAUCUACACUGUGGAGUUAUUCCCCACUGUGAUGAGAAACUCUGGGCUUGGACUAUGCUCUGUCAUGGCAAGAGUUGGUGGCAUUCUCGCACCUUAUAUUGCAGAUAUUGGUCAAGUGAUCUCUGGAGACAUGGCUGUAGUGCUACCUCUACUUAUAUUUGGUGGAGCCUGUGUGUUUGCUGGACUACUUGCCCUGUUACUUCCUGAGACGGCCAACAAAAUGUUACCAGACACUGUGGAAGAUGCUAAGAACUUUGGAAGGAAAAAUAACAAGAGAAGUUUCAAUCUCCAACCUUUAGAACCAAACUCGGAGAAAAUUGGAAAACUCAAUCCAGUAUUCACCAUGGAUUCUCCAAUUUAGUGCCACGUUGAAUUCCUGACAGAAUUUAAUUGAAGAGCUUUAUGUUCCUUGUGCUAUUUAAACGAUCAAAACAUAACUUAACAAAGUCGAUAAUUGAGAUUUCUUGAUAUAAUGGUGAGGAUUGAGGAUGUUAUGUUUUGAUAUAUUCGAUAAAAGAAAUAUGUAUUC
Molecule: messenger RNA, 2041 nt
Organism: Biomphalaria glabrata
Lineage: Eukaryota; Metazoa; Mollusca; Gastropoda; Planorbidae
Product: organic cation transporter protein-like
Exons: 12
Coding region: 245-1873 (542 amino acids)
Biological process (GO): transmembrane transport
Cellular component (GO): membrane
Molecular function (GO): transmembrane transporter activity
Source: RefSeq, a predicted model, not a curated record